Messenger RNA from Cornus florida, 1806 nucleotides. Its product is annotated as probable E3 ubiquitin-protein ligase LUL4. Gene Ontology annotation, molecular function: ubiquitin protein ligase activity. The coding region runs from base 373 to 1521 and encodes 382 amino acids. The record is from RefSeq and is a predicted model, not a curated record. NCBI's taxonomy places the organism in Eukaryota, Viridiplantae, Streptophyta, Magnoliopsida, Cornales, Cornaceae. Gene Ontology annotation, biological process: protein ubiquitination. The transcript is spliced from 3 exons.
GUGGUAUGAUUCGACCCUUUGUUGCUUGGAUCCUGUUAGCCUUGUGGUUGGGUCAUCGUUUUCACAGAGAAAGAGAGAGACGGGUUUGGAUGCGUUGAAAUGCCACACCGUGAGGCUGCCGUACGCUUUCUCCUUCGUCGACACACAAAUUGACAUCCUUUUCUCAACUCUUCAACUGUACACGGAUUGCAAUCAUACACAGAUAUAUAUAUAAAUCAUAUAUAUGUAUAUACACACCCAGUUCUUCAGCUUCCCUUUCCCCCUCCAUUAAUCGCUUAAUCCCUAUUCUCUCUCUCUCUCUCUCCAAGCACCCCAAUUUCAUCAUCUCCUACACCCGAUCUGUGUGUGUGUGUUUUGUGUGUGUAUAGUUUGAUGGGUCUAUCAUGGAGCAGCAGAAGGAGGAGAAACAACACUUACUAUCAAAACCCUCACCCACCUUCUCAACUCAUCUCUUCUUCUUCUUCUUCGUCUUCGUAUCCUUACCCUUCUGAACCUUAUCCUGCGCCCUCUCCCUACGCUUAUCCCACGCACCACCCUCCUCCACUUGGACCACCUCCUCUUCCUGGGCCUCCACCACCAGGUCCGCCACCACCUCCUCCUCCUCCGAUUUACUCUUCCUACCACUAUUCUGGUGGGUACAGUGCCUGCAAUUACGCUAAUCCUAUGGUGGGCCGCUCCAAUUUCGUCCCUUAUUACACUUAUCAGACCAAUGGGUGGACCGGAAUGCGGCCGCCUCUUCCGCCACCGCCGCGGCCGCAGUAUGUAGACCAUCAGCACGCCAAGAAGGUCAGGAAUGACGUGAAUGUGCAUAAAGAUACAUUAAAGCUUGAAAUUGAUGAGCAGAACCCUGAUCAUCAUUUGGUUUCAUUCGUUUUUGACGCAUUGUUCGACGGGAGCAUCACUGUUUUUUACUUCGCCAAGGAAGAGCCCAACUGUAAGUUUGUUCCAUUAUACGCUGAAGCCUUUAUGCCAGUAAAAAUCCCUUUUCAGAAAGGACUUGGCCAGAAAUUUCGUCAGCCUUCAGGAACAGGCAUUGACUUGGGCUUCUUUGCUUUGGAAGAUCUUUCAAAGCAAUCCCCAGAAGAAGAUGUGUUUCCGCUAGUAAUCUCUGCUGAAACAUGCUCGGCUUCUCUUCCCACAGACCAACAUGUUAGUGAGCCUCCUCCGAAUUCAUCUUCCAAUACCCAGAUUACUCAAGCUGUUAUAGAGAAGAACAAUGAGGGCCCUUUCCAUGUGAAAGUAAUCAGGCAGAUUUUGUGGAUUGAUGGGGUUCGCUAUGAGCUGCGUGAGAUAUAUGGAAUUGGAAGCUCAACUGCAGAAAGCUUUAAUGACAGUGACACAGGAAAGGAGUGCGUGAUUUGUAUGACUGAGCCAAAGGAUACAGCUGUGCUACCAUGCCGGCAUAUGUGUAUGUGCAGUGAAUGUGCAAAACAAUUGAGGCUUCAGUCUAAUAAAUGCCCAAUAUGCCGUCAACCUAUCGAGGAGCUCAUGGAGAUCAAAAUCAAUAAUGUUGAUCAGUGAAAAUCCUUUUCGUCGUACCUAAUCAAAUUGUAUGAUACAGCCAAUAUAUUCUUUUAUUUGUGUCUAAUGCUGUUGUAUACACUUUUUGUUCUGUUAAAGAGUGUUUAUCCUACUUUACAUUCUGCUGUAUACACAUGUCUGUAAUCUUGGCUGUGGCCUAUUCAUGUUGUUCUUACUGUUUUCAUCAUCCGUUUAGUUUAAUUAAAAGCUUGUUUUAGGUCUGGAGGACUAUCUUUUUGUUUGAUAACACAUUUUGCUUUAAGUGGAAACACAGCCUUUCUUUUC